Molecule: messenger RNA, 1147 nt
Organism: Equus caballus (horse)
Lineage: Eukaryota; Metazoa; Chordata; Mammalia; Perissodactyla; Equidae
Gene: RPP14
Product: ribonuclease P/MRP subunit p14
Biological process (GO): tRNA 5'-leader removal
Cellular component (GO): nucleolus; multimeric ribonuclease P complex
Molecular function (GO): ribonuclease P RNA binding; ribonuclease P activity
Source: RefSeq, a predicted model, not a curated record
GCAGGGUAGCAGCGACGGCGGGUCGCGCCGAGCGGCCAGAGGUACCUCUCGGCUCCGGCCCGGGACGCCGCGGGCGGAAAGCGAGGCCGGGCCGCCCUGUGCCGCUGUACCGCGCGGCCUCGGUGGCAGAGGGUGGCUGCGAGCGCUGAGCGGGACCACGUGUGCAAAGCGCGUGCGCCCGGCGCCAGGUGGGCGCUAAAUGGCAUACAUUAGUCGAAAAAAGUUGAAAACAACCUGAGUGCCCAACAGUAGAGGAUUGAGCUUUUAAAAAAAUAUAUGUGUCAUCAGCUUUGGAAAAGAUGCCAGCUCCAGCCACCACAUAUGAAAGAAUAGUUUACAAAAACCCCUCUGAGCACCACUACAUGAAAGUCCGCCUAGAAUUUCAAGAUUGUGGGGCUGGCCUGAAUGCCGCACAGUUCAAACAGCUGCUUGUCUCAGCCCUGAAGGACCUGUUUGGGGAGGUUGAUGCUGCCUUACCCUUGGAUGUCCUAACCUACGAAGAGAGGACCUCAUCAGCCAUCUUGAGAAUAUGUAGCAGUGGUCUUGUCAAAUUAUGGAGCUCUUUGACUCUGUUAGGAUCCUAUAAAGGCAGGAAAUGUGCUUUCAGAGUGAUUCAGGUGUCUCCAUUUCUCCUUGCAUUAUCUGGUAAUAGUAGGGAGCUAGUAUUGGAUUGAGUAGUCUUCAAUUUCAGAAACAUUCCUCUACUCUCAGAAGUACUUUUUGGUGCCAGCAUAAUGUUUGAAGACUGAAGCAGGCUAAAGGCUCCUGUUGAUGGAAUUUGAGACUGCUGAAGAUGUUCCCAGUAAUUUCCAGCCAUCGCCUUUGGUGGGGUGGGCUUCAGAGGAGAAUAAGCCUGAACCAACCAGUGAUAAGCAGGCAGACCCUUCAGCAUAUGCACAUCAGAAUUGGAGACCGGGCUGAACUCAGCAGGGCCUUCACACAGAGGGAUGUGGCUGCCUUCUCAGAAUUAACAGGAGAUGUCAAUCCUUUGCAUUUAAAUGAAGAUUUUGCAAAACACACCAAGUUCGGAAAGACAAUUGUACAUGGAGUUUUGAUCAAUGGACUUAUUUCAGCUCUCCUGGGUACUAAAAUGCCAGGGCCGGGCUGUGUAUUUCUUUCCCAGGAAAUUAAAUUUCCAGCCCCUUUA